UGGAUAUGGGACUGAAGAAGGACUCCAUGGUGCCCCCUGAUGGCAGCAGUCUUGAGGCCCUUCUGAAGACAGAUCCCCUGGACAAGCGCAGCCUGCCGGACCCCCGGCUCCUGAGCGACGAGGACAGCCUGUCUGAGUUCCCUGGAGCAAACUCACGCACCAGGAAGAGAAUCCUGGAGCCCGAGGACUUCCUUGAUGACCUGGAUGAUGAGGAUUACGAAGAGGACACCCCCAAACGACGAGGGAAAGGCAAGGGCAAGGGCAGAGGCGUGGGCAGCGCCCGGAAGAAGCUGGACGCAAUCGAGGAUCGAGACAAACCCUACGCCUGUGACAGUGAGUAAC
Polyodon spathula (Mississippi paddlefish) is the source of this 342-nucleotide messenger RNA. Its product is annotated as zinc finger protein ubi-d4-like. The coding region runs from base 6 to 341 and encodes 111 amino acids. Lineage: Eukaryota; Metazoa; Chordata; Actinopteri; Acipenseriformes; Polyodontidae. The transcript has 3 exons. The record is from RefSeq and is a predicted model, not a curated record.